Messenger RNA from Habropoda laboriosa, 3075 nucleotides. RefSeq names its product ran GTPase-activating protein 1 (gene RanGAP). Gene Ontology annotation, molecular function: small GTPase binding; GTPase activator activity. Gene Ontology annotation, biological process: activation of GTPase activity; nucleocytoplasmic transport; signal transduction. Bases 139 to 3075 code for a protein of 978 amino acids. Gene Ontology annotation, cellular component: perinuclear region of cytoplasm; cytosol; nucleus. The transcript is spliced from 7 exons. The record is from RefSeq and is a predicted model, not a curated record. NCBI's taxonomy places the organism in Eukaryota, Metazoa, Arthropoda, Insecta, Hymenoptera, Apidae.
AUAAGUUCUAAGAGUAACUGUUUCUUGUAAUUUAAAAUAGUGUUUGCAUUAUUAAUUACUUGAGAUUCUAUGUGACGAAGUUAUAUUAGAAAACGGUUCAUUAUAACGAAGUGUAACUAAAUAUAACCAGAGCAAACAAUGUCAUCAUUUAAUUUGAACGAUUUGGGAGAUCAAUUGAAAGAUGUUACUCAAAAUAACGCCGGCGUCGGAGUAUCUUUUACAAAAAAAUCCCUUAAACAGUAUUCUGAAGUAGACGCGUUAGAAAUAGUUAAUGCAAUACGUACCUGCAAAAAUAUGGAGUAUUUAGAUUUGGAAGGCAACACUUUUGGACUAUUUGCUGCAGAAGCUAUGGCUCGAGCAUUGGAAGAAAAUGGUUCUCUAUUAAAACGUGUCCUUUGGAAAAAUAUAUUUUCUGGUUGUACAAAAACAGAAAUACCAAAAACACUUGAAUAUCUUGGUUCAGCUUUAUGUAAUGCUGGUACUCAACUCUAUGAACUUGACUUAAGUGAUAAUGCUUUUGGCCCAAAUGGUAUUCAAGGAUUAGUCAAUUUUUUUACAUCUAGUUCGUGCUAUACUCUUCGUGUGUUAAGACUAAAUAAUAAUGAACUUGGAAUAUCAGGUGGUAAAAUGUUGGCAAAAGCAUUAUUAGAUUGCUAUGAUAAUAGUCAUAAAGCAGGAACACCCCCCUUAGCAUUGAAAGUAUUUGCUGCUGGAAAAAAUGCACUUGAAAAUGAAGGUGCAAAAGCAUUAGCAACUUUUUUUCACAAAUUAACCAGUUUAGAAGAAGUUGUUAUGUCUCAAAAUGGUAUAUAUCAUCAAGGCAUAACAGAAAUUGCUAAUGGUUUAUCAUCUAACCAUGGGUUAAGAAUUUUAAAUCUUAAUGAUAAUAUAAUUGGACUUAAAGGAGCUCAAUCUCUUGCCAUAGCAUUACCACAUUUCCAAAAUUUAGAACAACUUAAUCUGGGAGAUUGUCUAAUUAGAACGCAAGGCGCUUUAAUUUUAGCGGAAGCGUUAGAAGUCAAAGGCAGCUAUCCUUCGCUCACUGUACUUAAUUUAAGUUACAAUCAAAUUCGUACAAAGGGUGCUGGUCCGAUAGCUCGUGCCGUGGCUGAUAAAGAACAUCUAUCAACUCUAGAAUUGAAUGGAAAUGCUUUUGGCACAGGUGGUUGUGAAAUUUUACGUAAUAGUCUUAGAGCUUCUGGAAGAAUUGAAUCAUUAUGUACAUUAAGCAUUGAUGAUAGCGAUGCCGAAACUGAAGAAGAAAGUGAAGAUGAUGAUGAAGAUGAGAACAAAGAUGAAGACAAAGAUGAAAAUAAAGAUGAAAUCAAAGAUGUUAACGGAGUAUCUUUUGCGAAGAAAUCCCUUAAGCUAGAUACUGAAGAAGACGCAUUGGAAAUAGUUGAAGCAAUACGAGCAUGCAAACAGUUGGAGUACUUAGAUUUGGAAGGCAACACUUUAGGGCCACUUGCUGCAAAAGCUGUGGCUCAAGCAUUAGAAGAAAAUGGUUCUUUAUUAAAACGUGCCCUUUGGAAAGAUAUGUUUACUGGUCGUGUAAAGUCAGAAAUACCAAGAGCACUUGAAUUUCUUGGUUCAGCUUUAUGUAAUGCUGGUACUCAACUCUAUGAACUUGACUUAAGUGAUAAUGCUUUUGGUCCAAUUGGUAUUCAAGGAUUAGCCAAUUUCUUGACAUCUAGUUCGUGUUAUACUCUUCGUGUAUUAAGAUUAAAUAAUAAUGGACUUGGAAUAUCAGGUGGCAAAAUGUUGGCAAAAGCAUUAUUAGAUUGCUAUGAUAAUUGUCAUAAAGCAGGAGCACCUCCCUUAGCAUUGAAAGUAUUUGUUGCUGGAAGAAAUAGACUUGAAAAUGAAGGUGCAAAAGCAUUAGCAGCUGUUUUUCACAAAUUAACUAGUUUAGAAGAAGUUGUUAUGCCUCAGAAUGGUAUAUAUCAUCAAGGCAUAACAGAAAUUGCUAAUGGUUUAUCUUCUAACCUUGGGUUAAGAAUUUUAAAUCUUAAUGAUAAUACAGUGGGAUUUAAAGGAGCUCAAGCUAUUGCCAAAGCAUUACCAAAUUUCCAAAAUUUAGAACAGCUUAAUCUGGGAGAUUGUCUAGUCAGAACUCAGGGUGGUUUAAUUUUAGCGGAAGCGUUAAGAGUCAAAGGCAGUUAUCCUUCGCUCACUGUACUUAAUUUAAGUUACAAUCAAAUUCGUACGAAAGGUGCUGGUCCGAUAGCUCUUGCAGUGGCUGAUAAAGAACGUCUAUCAACUCUAGAAUUGAAUGGAAAUGCUUUCGGCGCAGGUGGUUGUGAAAUUUUACGUAAUAAUCUUAGAGUUUCUGGAAGAAUUGAUUCAUUAAGUACAUUAAUUGAUGAUAGCGACGCUGAAACUGAAGAAGAAAGUGAACCUAACGAUGAAGAUGAAAACGAAGACGAAGACGAAGACGAAGACGAAGAAAAAAGUAGUGAAAGUGAAAAUGAAAGCAAGGAAAAUAGAGCUGAUAAUGAAACAAUAGUAAAUGGCAAUGUAAUGCUAUCAAAUGUAUUCAUCUUAGAUUUUUUAAAAUCACCAACAGGAGAGAAGUUAUUAUUACUGCAAAAUGUGGACGUACAAGAUUUCGUUAAUCAUGCCAGAAAUGUAUCAAAAGAUGCAGAUACAUCUUUAGAACUGAAGUUCAUCGAAGAAUUUACAAAAAUAAUUAUGAAAGUCUCAGCAUUAAGUACAAGUGGUUAUGCUGAUGUAAGAUUGAAAUCUCAACAUCUUACAGAUGCUUUAUACUCGAAGCUAUGUUCGUUUGCAGUUGAAAAUGAUCAGAUUUCUGUUUGGAAUAAUGCCCUAUUAGUCAAUUUAGGCUUAAUAAAAGCUGAGGAUAAACGCAGCGGAAAAAUUGAUUGGAAUUUAGAAGGUUGUUUUAAAGCAUUAGAACUAGUUAUACAAAAAGAUUACUUUUUACAUGAAACACGAAAUACGCUAAAAUUCUUUUUAGAAUUACCAGUAAAAACAAAUAGAACAAAAAUUGUGGAUUCGUUUCAAAAUUCAAAAGAUUCUCUUAAAGCCGCUUUAAGUCGUAUACACAGCACGUAA